Messenger RNA from Pezoporus flaviventris, 7257 nucleotides. RefSeq names its product HIC ZBTB transcriptional repressor 2 (gene HIC2). Gene Ontology annotation, molecular function: RNA polymerase II cis-regulatory region sequence-specific DNA binding; DNA-binding transcription factor activity, RNA polymerase II-specific; protein binding. Lineage: Eukaryota; Metazoa; Chordata; Aves; Psittaciformes; Psittacidae. The record is from RefSeq and is a predicted model, not a curated record. The coding region runs from base 482 to 2194 and encodes 570 amino acids. Gene Ontology annotation, cellular component: nucleus. Gene Ontology annotation, biological process: regulation of transcription by RNA polymerase II. The transcript has 4 exons.
AAGCCACAGGUGCAAUUAAGCUUUUAAGUGGUAAGCCUAUUUGGUUAGGGGCACACCUAGAGCCUGCAAGAAGCUGAGAGAAAAACGAUCAGUCUUUCAAACUGACAGGAGGUUCCUGAAAUAUUGCUGGAAGGGUUAAGAAGAAGCUACAGCAUUCGUAAUUCUCCUGGUAUUUAUUGUAACAACCCUCUAAAUAAGUUCUCUGUGGAUGCAUCUGGCUGCCCUAGUGAGGAAGCUAUUCUGUACUGAAUCAGCAUGGGAUAGAGUGCCUAGAAGACGUUAAGACCAAGCACAGCUAGUGCGUCCCUGCUGGUUCUCCAUUCUGCAUCCGUGCAGCCACGUUCUAUUGAUGGCCUGUUGUGAUUUCAAUGGAACAUCAUGGGAUGUACCUGGCACGUCGGGCAGCACUGGAUGGAGGUGCCUUUAGCCCAAUGUACCUGGCAUGGUGGUAAGGUGAAGGUGAAAGGAAGAGAAGGUGGAGAUGGAACUGCCAAAUCAUGCCAAACAACUGCUACUGCAGCUGAACCAGCAACGAGCCAAAGGUUUCCUCUGUGACGUGAUCAUUGUGGUAGAAAAUGCCCUGUUUCGUGCCCAUAAGAACAUCCUGGCAGCCAGCAGCAUGUAUUUCAAAUCCCUUGUCCUGCAUGACAACCUGAUUAACUUAGACACAGACAUGGUGAACCCCACCGUGUUCCGGCAGGUCUUGGACUUUAUUUAUACUGGUAAGCUCUUAACGACUGACCAGCCCGGUGAACAGAACUUUAAUGCUCUCCUCACCGCAGCAAGCUACCUCCAACUGCACGACCUGGCAGCUCUCUGCAGAAAGAAGCUGAAGCGGAACAGCAAGUCCUUUGCUGGCAAGGCCGGUGGCCUUGGUGUCGGGAGAUCUGCCAGGAGUCAGAGACUUUCCACUGCUUCGGUCAUCCAAGCUCGCUAUUCAGGGUCAAAUGAGGGGUUGAAGGGCUCGCACUCAAAAGAGCUGUCAAAGGGAAAGCUCUCCGAUGAUGAGGUCUUCAUCAGUAGCUCCAACCAAGAGAACUGUCACUCCUUAAGCAGGGGAGCCAGUAAGAACGGUGGUGGGAGCGGCAGUGCAAACGGGAGCACUGGGGACCAGGAGCUAGGCCUCGAUCUGUCCAAAAAAAGCCCGUCACUCCCUGUUGCAGCCUCCCAUGAUGACACGCAGCACAGCGAAAGCCAGCAUGGCUCUCCCCAAUCUGCCUCAGCCCCUGCAGCCAACAGUGCCUCAUCGUUUGACGAGUCUGGAGUCGGAGCCCCUCACAGCAUGGCAGACAGCAGCGACCCCAUGGAGAUGGAUCUGAGCGAAGAGUGCCACCACUCACUGACGGAGAGCAGCCAGCGCAAGGGCCUCCGACACUCGUCCCGCAAGAAGGAGUGGAUCAAGAAAGACAAUGCCUUCGACCGAAAGGAGGGGGGCAAAGACAGGGACGAGGGUGAAGGGCUGCCCAACGGUAUCCUGCUGGGGCCCUUGUCCAAGUCUGUGGAGAGGAGUCUGGCUGGGGCCUACGGUGCAGACCUACCCUACCCGUGUAAGGAGGAGGUGGAAAAUGGCAAGGAGAACAGUGACGACAGCGGCCAGAGCGAGAGUGAGAGCGGUGGGCAUACUAGUGCCAACUACGUCUACCGGCAGGAGGGGUUUGAGCCAGUGGCCUACGGUGACAACCUGUAUGUCUGUAUCCCCUGUGGCAAAGGCUUCCCGAGCUCUGAGCAACUCAAUGCCCAUGUGGAGACGCACACCGAGGAAGACCUUUACAUCAAGGAGGAAGGCACAUACGGCGGCAAGGAUGAAGCCGAGGAUUUGUCCAACCCCAACCAGUCCUACGCCGCGGAAUCCCGACCCUUCAAGUGUUCAGUGUGUGAGAAGAGCUACAAGGAUCCAGCCACGCUGCGGCAGCACGAGAAGACUCACUGGCUGACACGGCCCUUCCCUUGCAACAUCUGCGGCAAGAUGUUCACGCAGCGGGGCACCAUGACACGGCACAUGCGCAGCCACUUAGGGCUCAAGCCCUUUGCUUGCGAGGAAUGCGGGAUGCGCUUUACCCGGCAGUACCGACUGACAGAGCAUAUGCGUGUCCACUCAGGAGAAAAACCUUACGAAUGUCAACUGUGUGGUGGGAAAUUCACCCAGCAGCGCAAUCUGAUCAGCCACCUGCGAAUGCAUACCUCUCCCACAUAAGCCAAAGACUCCAGAAUGAGCUUCAAGCCCAUCCGCAGUGAUUUACCUUUCUGUAGACUUGCUGCUUAAAAAAAAACAAACAAAAAGAAAAAAAAACAAAAAAGGGGGCAAGUCCCCACACUCUGUUCAGUCAUGGGAGGCCUAAACAAAUGUAGCUUUAACAUUUAAAAAAAAAAAGUUCCUUUUUUCCCUUUUUUUAAAAAAAAAGAAAGGUCCACAGCCAAGCUGAUGCAUUUAGUCCAACUCUCCCUCCAAAUCCUGGUGAUCUGGUAAGAAAUGCCACUUCUUUUUGCACACAUUGACUUCAUUGUCAUACUGAUUAUCUGGAGCAGGUAGGAGGGGGACCAUGGGGAACCUUCUGCUGGCUCCCCACUCCCUGCCUCUUUCCUUCCUGUUACUGUCACCCUACUUGCCUCCUCUCUUAAACCCAAACUCAUUAGGGGCAUUUCUUGCCAUCAAAAGAACAAUAAAAUACAUCUUUCCAGUGGCCUCAAUAGCUGUGAAACAACACAGCCUUGCAUUCACAAGUGCAGAAGCUGUGUCUGUGGACCAUCUCACAGAGCUGGCAGCCCCUUCAGACACUGUGGGAAAGCCAUAGCAGUGGUGGAACGCACCACCCUUCCCCUGGCCUGGCGAUGGCGGGGAGUGCACCAGCUUGAGCGAUGCCUCCCUCACCAUGCCUUCCUCUUUUGGUUUUGAUCUUUAUCCUUGGCACACGUAACCACAUGCCACCUCCUUCCCACAAAACACGCAAACCUCUUCUGCCUUACCCAUGACUGAACAGGGCCUGGAUGCCCUGGGAAUUUCUUUCAGUGAGCAGGGGGUCGUCUUUACUUUUCUAGUAGUUUCGUAUGGAUAUUCUUUGCUUAGAGGUACUUGUUUUAUUAAAGGAAAAACCAUUGUAACGUUUAUGUGAAUGUUUGAACUGGAAGGUCUGAGGUUAAUUCUGGGGGGUGGGUGGGGAGGGGGUUUGAUGUAGGCUGGACUUGCUACAAGUUCCUUAGGUACUUUUUUAUUAUUUUUUAUUUUAUUUUGUGUGUGUGUGUAUGUUUUUAGCUUUCCUCCCUCACUAAAGAGCAAGUCUGUGUGGACAGGCUUGUUACCUUUGCUACCUCUUGACUUCAUGAGAACAAUAAGAUGGUUAGUGAAAGAUUAGGCUUUUUUUUUCUUUUAUUGUAAGUAAUUAAAUGUAUAAAAGUAGAAGCUAAAUUAAAGUUAAGGGAUUUUUACCACCCUGUCCUUCCAUCAAAAGUCAGCUAGAGAAAUGUUAAAAGCAAAGCUUGGCCAAAGACAAAGCAAAAAACAUAGUUUGAGCCAGAGGUUGUGCUGGCUGCUUGGACUGGCUCAUUCGCAGUCUCUUGGCUGGUUGUAGUCACUUUUAGAUAAAAGAAGAAAACUUCUCUGAGCUUUUUGGGCCCUUUCCAGCUUUGUUUAUUGAAUCUGGAUCCCAUGGGGAGGGGAAAAUGUCCCCCUCAUCUUCCACUCCCCCAGCACAUCUGGGUCAGUCUGUAAACACCUGGCAGGACAGAGGGUGAGGGCAUAGCAGCCUAUAAUUUACUAGAAUCCAGAGUGCAAUAAGGUGGGGGAGAGGAGGAAAAAGCAAACCAAAGUGUUUCAUAUCCUCCCUUUUAGACAAUUUAACACACGCACACAAAAAAAAAAAAGAAAAAAAAAGGAUAAAAAAAAAGAAAAAUGAAAAGAAAAAGAAACAAAAUGUUCUUACAACAUCUGCAUAAGACAUCACAGCCAACAGCUGCUAUUGGUUUAGGAGAGAAGACAGAGAACUUAGCCCACCAAUUCUUGGCCCCCUUGACUUUGUUGGCGUGACCUUGUGGAAAGCUAUGGCUUAUUUCAAGCCUCCCGUGACUGUGGUGGUAAAAAUUCACAGCCAGUAGAAUCACCCCUUCUGAAUUGAGUCAGGUUUACACUUGUGUUUUCUCAGUUGUUCUGUUUGGGUUUUUCCCCCACUCAAACCAGUUCAGUCUCUGCGGAAGGUUCUCCAGACCUCACGCUUUGUCUGUUUCAGAAAAGAAACAAAACCAAUUUUUUUAAAGUUUUGACCAAAAAAAAGAAAAAAAAAAGAAAAAAGCGAUCAUGUUUGACUAAAACAAAGGAAUAUAAGCUUCAUUUUCUAUUGGGUUUUUGUUUGUUUUUUUAUUUGUUUGUUAAGGUAGACUAGUCCGUAAGAAGUUUUUGGGUCAAUUGAAUGAACUGAGGAAACUGGAACCCAGGCUCCAAGCAAUAGAGAUCCCAAAGGCCGAGCCUUGGCCUGGUGUUAUGUUACAGGGAACACGCUGGCCCCUCUCCUGCCAUGCUCCAGGGUGCUGCUCCCAGUGCCAUUUUCUGCCUGCUCCGGACCCUGCGAGAGGGGAGCAUGGAUUUGUGUUUUUUCCUGACUGUGCUGAGAUGCGCUGUUUUCUUCGGGGGGGGGUUAGGUGUGAUUUUAGUGUCUUUAGCACUUCCACAUUUUGAAUAUAUAUUGAAUUCUUUUUUCCCUGAUUCCUUGCCAAACCCCCCUGAGAACGUCCCCAAAACAGCCCUUGGGGAGGACAGGGAGGGCCCUGCCAUCUACCUUUUUCUCAGAGCAAGUCUCAGCAGGGCUGAGGGACAGCAGUGCAACAUUAGUUCCUAGGCACUUUCACCCUGCCUUUAUCUUCCCUUCAACCACCCUAAAGCUGAGCUGAAUCCCACCCUGGCUCAGGCUGCAGCUCCCUUAUGGGUUUGGGAUGCUGGUCCCCCCCGUUCCCUUGUGGCCCUGCAGUUUGCCCAGCAGUGAUGGGGCAGCAGGAGGGUGUCUGCAGAAGCCAGCCUUGGGACAGCAGCUCAAGCUAUGACCCACUGAGCCAAGCCAUGGAGCAGCCCAAGACAUGAGGAAGCGGUGAGCUCCUCAGCAGGCAAAUAACCUGCUCCCCCUCUCUUAACUCCAUUUCUACAAGCAUGUGUGUGGGUGAUGUAGCCUCUCCCCUCCCAGGCCCCCUCGUCAUUUGUUUCUUAAGCCUUUGAGAACCAUGUUGAAGUUUCAGGACCCAAUGCUAUUUUUUAAAACCAUUUUUCAGAGCAUCUUUCUUUUUUAACUUGAUCCCCUCCCCAGCACUUAAACCAUACGACAUAAAGUCUGUGUACAGCAAGAGUAUUGUACAAAAGGAGAUUUUUGUUCUUUUGUUUUCAAGUAGCUGUGUAAAGUUGUGUUCCAUAGAUUGAGUAUAACCAACAUUUUCCAAAUUGUGACAGUAAUAAUGAAUAAUGAAUAAUACUCAAAGCUUCAGGGACUGUUUCAGGCCUGCUUGGGGCCUAAACACUCAACUGCAUUUAUACGACAUAGUAUUGUAUCAAACAUUUUUCUGUAUUUUAAUGAGAAAGCAAAACACUAGUUUCAUAUUUAAGAUUUUAAGAGUUUUAGGGUGGGGGGGGAGGGAGCUGCAUUUUUUUGGUUUUUUUUUUUUAUUUUUAAUUUUUUUUUUUAAUACACAAAGAGCCUCAAGAGGAAUAAAACAAUUUAAAAACAAACAAAAAAACAAAAAUUAAAAAAAAAAGAAGAGGCCAGGCAGCUUAAGUAUAUGCUUUAGUCACUUACUUAGUUCCAGAAUGUUUUCGGAAUAACAGGAAAAAAGAUAAAAUAGCAAAAGUUGUAUAAAAGAAUAAAGAAGCUCAUACCCAAAUUCACAAAACUAUUUUUUAAACCAAAGCACAUUUGAAUGAGUAUGGAACCUCACUUGGCUCAGAAAAGUACUAAUAUAUUUAUCUCAUUGUUUACAUAAACUUUUACAGUUUCAGACCUCAACAGAUCUAGGGGCCAGUCAAAAUUAAUCUUUGCUUUUUCCAUUGGUUUGUCUGUGAAGGCUACGCAGCGCUCCCCAGCUUGGGAGGGAGACCUGUGUCCCAGCCUGCAUUCCAGCGCUGCUCAGGAGGGCAGGGAGAGGGAGAGCAAUGACAAAUAUGGCACGUAGAUACUAUUUUCUUUGUCUUCAACCUGUAAGAGAUGUUGCUGGGAAUGAGACCCAGACACUAUUGUGGUGGCAUUCCAGCCUACCUCUUCCUCAGAGGAGUCUGAGGGUUAUCAAGAGGGCAAAGAGAGACGCAAGAUGCUCUAGAGAUAGAGAAGGACGUUGUCAGAAGAUGGUGGGAGCUGCUGUACCCAGCACAUCUCCUUACUGUUAGCCAUGGGGAGCUGGGCUGAGCUGCUUUCCAAUCCUUUACUGAAAAACCCCCAAAACCAAAUUCCUGGCAAAAAAAGCCCCAAAAGCCCAGCUCCGUGCAUGUGGGGGAAUUAGCAGGAGCCACAAAGUUCACAGAAGACACCAAAGAGCUAUUGACAUGCAGCUUCUGUGAAGCUUUGUGGCUGCUGAUAUGGAAGAGUACGCACAACUCGGAAGGGCCCCUCUGGGCAGGGCUGUGGCAGAGGUGGCUGCUCUUCCUGCGCUGACUUGGGUAGCUUUAAUGGUCUGGUGUGAGGGCAAGAGCACAGCCCCUACCUGCCUCCUCCUGUUCAGAGCUGUGCUGGGGCCUGAGCUGUACUGUUGGGACCAUCUGAGCCACCUCUUAAUUUAACAGCUGGAUUGAUUCACUCCAGACUUCACAGUCAUGCCCAAAGAGCCCAGCCAAAACUCCUAAAGCAUUCUAGGUGGGAACCUAAGCUUGAUUUGCAUGUUAGGACAGUUUAAAGAUGACCAGUGAAGGUGGUUUGCUAAAAUACUGCUGAAGCCAAAAAAAAGGAUUAAAAAUAAGGCUCCCCAUCCUUAGUCUUGACCCGUUGUAGCUUUUACCUUCUACACCAAAGCCACCUCAAAGAUUUGAGGGGGGGCUGAUGGAAAAUGAAAUAUUAAUUUUGCCUGGUCUUAAUAUCUAACAAAGAUGGUGCAAACACUAUUUGACAGUGUUGUUUUUGUAUCAAUAUGUAUGUGCAGUAAUGAAUGUAUUUAUUUCUCAGAUUCUGUAUGCACAGUUUUGCAAUGUAAUUCAGAAAGUUGCAAACACAAAGAUGUGUCCGCAGGGUCUUCUCUACAGGAUUUCAAAAAAAAAAAAAAAAGAAAAAAUAUAUUAAAAAAAAAAGAAAAAAAAAAAAA